Messenger RNA from Sorex fumeus (smoky shrew), 1633 nucleotides. It is a transcript of the gene STPG1, whose product is annotated as sperm tail PG-rich repeat containing 1. NCBI's taxonomy places the organism in Eukaryota, Metazoa, Chordata, Mammalia, Eulipotyphla, Soricidae. The transcript is spliced from 10 exons. The record is from RefSeq and is a predicted model, not a curated record. Gene Ontology annotation, cellular component: female pronucleus; germinal vesicle; male pronucleus. Gene Ontology annotation, molecular function: histone binding; chromatin binding. Gene Ontology annotation, biological process: epigenetic programing of male pronucleus. Bases 620 to 1612 code for a protein of 330 amino acids.
CCCCAUCAUCCGCAGGGGGUUGCCAUGUAUUCAAAUCCUUCUUAACCUUCAUCGCCAGGUUCCUCCAAAAAGUCUUCCCCAAACCCUCGCGAAGCCACAGGCAUAUGCCCUCGGGACCUCCGAAACACCUGUUGGCUUGAGUCAGUACCAGCCCUCCGAGUCUAUACAAGCCACACGUCGGUACUUGACGGAUGUUUUCCUUGUGUGCAACUGUCACAACGAUCACGUGCACGGAGCUCAGGCGCUCUCGCUUGCACGCAUUUCAUUUCACAUCCGCAGCCACGACUCAGUUGACAACCCCGAAAGACGUCGAGCGCACGUCAAUUUUACAGAUGAGAAAUGACCUUCGGGCGGAGAUCGACGAUAAGAAAAAUCUGAUGAUAGCUUCCCUGCGGAUUUUGAAACGCCUCUAACCAUUGGUCAAGAACACUGCAUGCUAAAGAAACAGGAGACACCAUUGGCUAGAGUUACUCCUAGAAUGUGUAGUCUCGGGUUGCCUUGGUGACGGGGAGGUUGGUGACGCCAGAGUCAGUCCCGGGAGACCUACGAGGUACAUAGACGAACAUAUAGUAGAGUUUCUCAUGAAACAAGUGGAAUUUAUCAAGAAAACUUUGCUAAGAUGAACAGCUCAACACAGAAAAAACUAUCUUCCAGAAAUGCCAGAAAACUAUUCAAAGGUUUCACGGCUGCAUACCCAACACGCUCCUCCAUUCCUUCGAAAUAUAUUCAGUUUGUAAUUCCAGAGCCAGAAAAAAAAGGAUUUAAUAGUCAAUCCAAGCGAUUUCAUAAGAAACUGGAUGAGACUCCUGGUCCUGGGUUCUACAACAUCAUUCACCAGUCUCCAGUGUUCAACAGUGUCUCGUUGUCUAAGAAAGGAACGUGUGCUUUCCCUUCUCUGUGUGCCAGGAUGAACACCAUAAUUUCUAAAUACCCUGCUGCCAAUACAUACACUAUUCCAUCAGAUUUUGUUUCAAAGAAAGAUUUCAGUACUACCUGUUCCAGCAUGUUCCAGUUGCCAGGCUCUAGAAGAGUUCCCAGAUUUGAAACUCCUGCACCAAACCGUUACAAUACCUCCAUCACUAUUUGUAAGCAGAACAACAAUGUCUGUGCCCGAGCUGGGUUUAUGUCAAAAACGAAAAGAGAAUUUUUCAGGAGUCCUGGAUCAGGACCUGCCCCAGGGCAAUAUGACAUCAAUGAAUCUCUGGUGAAGCAGUCACCGAAGAUGUUAAUAUCUUGCUUUAAAUCUAAGACUGACCGUGGACUUAAAAUUAUGACUGCAGGCCCAGGACCCGGUUAUUACAACCCAAAUGAUCACAUCAAAGUUCCAAGAAAGGCUCUUAUCCCGAGAAACCCCACCCUGAACUUCUCUGCGCAGCCUCUGCCUCUGCCCCCGAAGCAGCCUUUCCCUGGCCCUGGGCAGUACGAGAUCGUGGAUUAUGAGGGGCCCCCAAAGCAUUUCAUCUCCAGCGCCUCAUUUGUGUCUACCACUGAACGGUGGACUGCGGCGCCAGCAGACACGGGCCUGCCGGGCCCAGCCACCUACAGGCCAGAAUUCCCAGGAAAGCAGUCCUUUCUCUACAACGAGGACAACAAAUGGAUCCCUGUGCUGUGAUGACUUUACCCCAGCUUCAGG